This is a messenger RNA of Harpia harpyja (harpy eagle), 1242 nucleotides long. Its product is annotated as maestro heat-like repeat-containing protein family member 2B. Bases 1 to 1242 code for a protein of 413 amino acids. Gene Ontology annotation, cellular component: cytoplasm. The record is from RefSeq and is a predicted model, not a curated record. The transcript is spliced from 9 exons. Lineage: Eukaryota; Metazoa; Chordata; Aves; Accipitriformes; Accipitridae.
AUGGGUGUCUACAUGAGAGACAUCCACACUCUCAGGCUGCGGCAAGCGCCCAGACAUCACAGUGCACGUGGAGGAUCGAAAGAAGAAGUCAGCGAGUUACGAAGGAGGAAUGGGCAAGUGCCAGAAGUCCUGCGCGUCCUUUGCAGCCGCAUGCAGACCAUGCAAGAGGACACCCACAGACCCCUCCUGCUCCAGGCAGCGUAUCUCCUGGCCCGCUUUCACCACGAGCCUGUGGUCGACAGCCUCCUCCAGAAACGUCUGCCCAUGGACGGGGAUGCGACGGAGCUGUGGAGGAUCCUGGGGAGAAGCAGCCUUGGCGUUCAGGUCCUGAAGUACUUAAAACAGAAAUUAGAGGCAGCGGGAGAGAACAGCCCUGGGCCCCACUCCUCUGCUCACAAACUGGACCACAGCCAGGCUGCUCUGGAGUCCCUCACGCUCCCCCGUGCCGUCUCCGAGGUGGUGUUCGUGCUGCCAGCCAAGGAAAGGGUCCAGCGCCUGCUUCCCCGUCUCCUUCCUGGCCUCCUGGGUGAGAUCAGCAAGGCGCUGGGUGAGGGGAUGCUGCUUGCCCCUCUGAGAUGCCAGAGAGGGCUCUUCUUCAGUGCAUCAAGGAGUGAGGACAAGCCACGCAGCCCUUACUGUGGGGCUUUAGAGCUGGUGCUGAGCAGAUGCGUGGAGAAGAGAUGGCUGUUGCUGCUGCGGAGGCAGGGAGCGUGGGCAUCCCUCAAAAACCCACAGGCUCAAGCUGAUGGUGUGAUUCUCCUGACGAGUGUCCUGCUUCGCAACCGGCUCGUCACAAGGGGUGCGAUAUGGACCCUCUCCCAGUGGCUGAACUCCCCCUCGGGAAACCUGCAGCUCACAGCGACAGCUUGCUUUGCUGAGCUGAUGAAGGAUCCGCCAGUCAUGGAGAAGAAGUUCCUGGAAAGUGUCCUAGGUGUCUCGGUGGAGAAGUCACAGCACGGAAUCGGCGCCGUGCGGCAGAUGGCAGUGAGAGGUCUGGGCAACGCCGUCAGGGGAGCACCCAAGGAGGAGGAGCUUAGCAAGCUCACUGCAACCGAGGAGCCUGCGGGCAGCUCCCCCAUGUACCAGCGAUUACGCCGCCUGCGUGGCCUUGUAGGAAAACCCUGUAACAGCUCAAAUGGCCAAAAUGGCCUUACCCUUCCCACAAGUGGUGUCUGCACAGCACCCUGCAUGGAGAUUGGAGGCGCAUUCGGUGCUGCAAAAGUCAGGGUUCCCAGCAUCUGA